AUGAUGUGCUUAAAGGUCCUGAUCAUAAGCCUGGUGAUGCUGGCCGGGUGGGCAUUCAGUUCUGCCAACUCUGAGUUGGGCUGGACACGCAAGAAAUCCUUGGCUCAGAGGGGACACCUGAACCAGGUGCUGUUGGAAGGAGAACGCUGUUGGCUGGGGGCCAAGGUUCAAAGACCCAGAGCUGCUCCCCAGCAUCACCUCUUUGGGAUCUACCCCAGCAGGCCUGGGAAUUACCUGAGGCCCUACCGUGUGGGGGUGUGGGGGACCCGUCAUGUGGGACACAGUAAGCCAGACACCGACGGAAAGGCUGUGAGCCUUGUUCCCCAAGACGUGAUUGAACAUACAGCAGGAACAAGGAGUGAGGUUGAGCGGACAGCUGCCCCACGGGUAGAGGAUGGUCCUAUUGGGCAAUCGGAGCUGCUGGGAGAGGAUGACACUUAUCUUGGCAACAGAGGAUCCAAGGAGUCUCUAGGUGAGGCUGGGACUUGGGAAAGCUCAGCUACCGCUGCCACCACUACCACUGCCUUCGCACGCCCAGAGGAACCCAAACCAGAGACCCAAAGGAAGGGCUGGGCCAAGUCCUGGCAUCAUCGCCAAGUGGUGAAGAGGCAGGCAGAAGAUGCAUGGGGAGACCCUGAUAUCUCUCCUCUGCAUUUCCAUCCCUGGCCUAAGCAUCCCCUUAAGCACGGGGUCAGAAACAGGCCAUUGGAGGACAGUACUCCAAAUGGUGGAGAGGACCCCCACUGGGAAGCGGGGACCUUUAGCCCCCAAGAAGGACUGCCUAUUUUGUACUUCUCCGGGAGGCGGGAGCGGCUGCUGCUGCAUCCAGAAGUGUUGGCUGAGACUCCCCGGGAGGCGUUCACAGUGGAAGCCUGGGUUAAGCCGGAGGGAGGACAGAAUAACCCAGCCAUCAUCGCAGGUGUGUUUGAUAACUGCUCCCACACUGUCAGUGACAAGGGCUGGGCCCUGGGGAUCCGCUCGGGAAAGGACAAGGGAAGGCGAGACGCUCGCUUCUUUUUCUCCCUCCGCACCGACCGCGUGAAGAAAGCCACCACUGUCACUGGCCACAGUCGCUACCAACCGGGCACAUGGACACACGUGGCAGCCACUUACGACGGACAGCGCAUGGCCCUGUAUGUGGAUGGCACACGGGUGGCCAGUAGCGCAGACCAGUCUGGUCCCCUGAACAGCCCCUUCAUGGCGUCUUGUCGCUCUUUGCUUCUAGGGGGCGACGGCUCUGAGGAUGGGCACUAUUUCCGUGGACACUUGGGCACACUGGUCUUCUGGUCAACCGCCCUCUCCCAAAGCCACCUCCAGCACAGUCCUCAGCAUCCAGGUGGGGGGGAGGAGUUGACCCGCUUGAUCCUGACAGCCGGUUUUGAGCCCCUGAGAGAACAGUGGGCCCCCUUUAGAGAUGGCAAGUACCCACGGCUUGAGGUUCUCAAGGGCUUUGAGGCAGAGCCUGAGAUUCUGUCACCUUUGCGGCCCCCUCUUUGUGGGCAAACGGCUUGUGACAACGUGGAACUCAUCUCCCAGUACAAUGGGCACUGGCCCCUUCGGGGAGAGAAGGUGAUCCGCUACCAGGUGGUGAACAUCUGUGACGAUGAGGGUCUGAACCCCAUGGUGAGGGAGGAGCAGAUCCGCCGGCAGCACGAGGCGCUGACCGAGGCCUUCGGCCGCUACAACAUCAGCUGGCAGCUGACUGUCCACGAGGUCCGCAACUCCACCCUGCGCUACCGGGUCGUGCUUGUGAACUGCGAGCCCAGCAAGAUUGGCAAUGACCACUGUGACCCCGAGUGUGAGCACCCGCUCACGGGCUACGACGGGGGCGACUGCCGCCUGCAGGGCCGCUGCUACUCCUGGAACCGCAGGGACGGGCUCUGUCACGUAGAGUGCAACAACAUGCUGAAUGACUUUGACGAUGGGGACUGCUGCGACCCUGACGUGGCUGAUGUGCGCAAGACCUGUUUCGACCCGGACUCGCCCAAGAGGGCAUACAUGAGUGUGAAGGAGUUGAAGGACGCCCUGCAGCUCAACGGUACUCACUUCCUCAAUGUCUACUUUGCCAGCUCAGUGCGGGAAGACCUUGCAGGUGCUGCCACCUGGCCUUGGGACAAGGAAGCCAUCAGUCACCUGGGUGGUGUUGUCCUCAACCCAGCCUACUAUGGCAUGCCUGGCCACACCAACAUCAUGAUCCAUGAAGUGGGGCAUGUCCUGGGACUCUACCAUGUCUUCAAAGGUGUCAGUGAAAGAGAAUCAUGUGAUGACCCCUGCAGGGAGACGGUGCCGUCCAUGGAAACGGGAGACCUCUGUGCCGACACUGCCCCCACUCCCAAGAGUAAGCUGUGCCAGGACCCAGAGCCUACCAAUGACACCUGCGGCUUCACCUCCUUCCCUGGGGCUCCAUUCAACAACUACAUGAGCUACACAGACGAUGACUGCACUGACAGCUUCAGCCCUAACCAAGUGGCCCGAAUGCAUUGCUAUUUGGACCUUGUGUAUCAGCAAUGGAGUCAAAGCAGGAAGCCCGCCCCCAUCCCCCUCCCACCCGUGGUUGUCGGGCAGACCCACAAGUCCCUCACCAUCCACUGGCUGCCUCCAAUCAGUGGAGUUGUGUAUGACAGGGUCCCGGGCAGUGUGUGUGGAGACUGCACUGAAGAUGGGACAUUCCGUCAGUAUGUGCACACGGCUUCCUCCCGGCGGGUGUGUGACUCCUCAGGUUACUGGACACCAGAAGAGGCUGUGGGGCCUCCCGACGUGGAUCGGCCCUGCGAGCCCAGCUUGCAGGCCUGGAGUCCCGAGCUGCACCUGCACCACAUGAACAUGACGGUCCCCUGCCCCGCGGAAGGCUGUAGCCUGGAGCUGCUCUUCCGCCACCCGGUCCUGGCCGACACCCUCACCCUAUGGAUCACUUACCUCGCCAUGGACUCCCCCCGGGCUCUCUUUGACACGGAGAUCUUGCUGGAACACCAGGAGUCUGUGCACCUGGGCCCCUUAGACACUUUCUGUGACACCCCACUCACUGUCAAACUACACGUGGAUGGGAAGGUCACAGGGGUGAAAGUCUACACCUUCGACGAGCGGAUGGAGAUUGACGCGGCGCUGCUGACGUCGCAGCCCCACAGUCCCUUGUGCUCUGGCUGCAGGCCCGUGAGGUACCGGGUGCUCCGCGAGCCCCCGUUCGCCAGUGGCUCGCCCGCGGUGGUGACACACCCGCACCGGAAGUUCACGGACGUGGAGGUCACGCCUGGGCAGAUGUAUCGGUACCAAGUUCAAGCUGAAGCUGGAGCAGAACUGGGUGAAGCUUCACCUCCUCUGAACCACGUCCACGGAGCUCCCUACUGUGGAGAUGGGAAGGUGGCAGGGAGCCUGGGAGAAGAGUGUGAUGAUGGAGACCUUUUGAGUGGAGAUGGCUGCUCAAGAGCGUGUGAACUAGAAGAAGGGUUCAACUGUGUGGGGGAGCCAAGCCUUUGCUACCUGUUCGAGGGAGAUGGGAUGUGUGAGCCUUUUGAGAAGGAAACCAGCACCAUAGACUGUGGUCUCUAUACUCCCAAAGGAUACUUGGAUCUGUGGGCUACCCAAGCUUACUCCUCCCAUGAAGACAAGAAGAUGUGUCCUGUUUCCUUGGUAACUGGAGAACCUCAUUCUAUGAUUUGCACAUCAUACCAUCCAGAUUUACCCAAGCCCCGUCCCCUGACUGGCUGGUUUCCCUGUGUCAUCAGUGGAAAUAAACCUCAGGAUGAAGGGAGUGAGCAGCGAGAAGGUAGCCUGGAGAAAGAGAAGGAGGUUUGGCUCGAAGUGUGUUUCAAUAGACCAGGAGUGGCUGCAGCAAUUUUCAUUUUCUUGACUUCUGAUGGUAUGGACCCUGCGGAGCACCAGCAGUCAACGGUGACCCUUUACCUAACUGAUGUCAGUGGAAGCAACCACUCUCUUGGAACCUAUGAACUAUCAUGCCAGCAUAACCCACUGGUUGUCAAUGUGACCCAUCACCCACAUGUCCUCUUUCACCAUACCACCUCAGUGCUGCUGAAUUUCUCAUCCCCACUGGUGGGCAUCUCAGCCGUGGCUCUAAGGACAUCCUCCCACAUCAGUCCUUCAGCUUCCAAUAACUGCAUCCCAGAGCACAAGGGGCAAAGUCAUCAGAGACAGAGCUGUGUCCACCGGCCCUGUGGGGAGCAGGACAGCUGUGUGCCAUUGCUGCUCGAUCACGCCAAUGUGGCAAACUGUACCUCCAGUGGCCCAGGUCACAUGAAGUGUGCUAUCACCUGUCAAAGGGGGUUUGCGCUACAGACCAGCAGUGGACAGUACCUCAGGCCCAUGCAGAAGGAAAUUCUUCUCACAUGUUCCUCUGGGCACUGGGACCGGGACGUGAGCUGCAUGCCCAUUGACUGUGGCGUUCCCGAUCCGUCUUUGGUGAACUAUGCAACCUUCUCCUGCUCAGAGGGAACUGACUUUCUGAAACGCUGCUCAAUCUCUUGUGUCCCACCAGCCAAGCUGCAAGGACUGAGCCCGUGGCUGACCUGUCUUGAAGAUGGGCUCUGGUCUCUCCCCGAAGUCUACUGCAAGCUGGAGUGUGAUGCGCCCCCUGUUAUUCCCAAUGCCAACUUGCUCCUGCCUCACUGCCUCCAGGGCAACCACGACGUGGGCACCAUCUGCAGAUAUGAAUGCAAACCCGGCUACUACGUGGAAAGUGCUGGAAGUAAAGUCAGGAACAAGUUCCUGAAGAUACAGUGCCUGGAAGGUGGAAUCUGGGAGCAAGGCAGCUGCAUCCCUGUGGAGUGUGAGCCCCCUUCUCCUGUUUUUGAAGGCAUGUAUGAAUGUACUGAUGGCUUCAAGCUGGACAGCCAGUGUGUGCUCAACUGUAACCAGGAAAGUGGAAAGCUUCCCAUCCUCUGCACUAAAGAAGGGCUGUGGACCCAGCAGUUCAAGUUGUGUGAGAACGUGCAAGGGGAAUGCCCACCACCCCCCUCGGAGCUGAAUUUUGUAGAGUUCAAGUGUGAACAAGGAUACGGGAUUGGUGCGGUGUGUUUCCCAUCGUGUGUCAUUCCCCCUAGUGAUCCUGUGAUGCUGCCUGAAAACAUCACUGUGGACACUCUGGAACACUGGAUGGAACCUGUCAAAGUCCAGAGCAUCGUGUGCACUGGCAGGCGUCAAUGGCACCCAGACCCUGUCCUGAUCCACUGCAUCCAGUCGUGUGAGCCUUUUCAAGCAGAUGGUUGGUGUGAUACUAUCAACAACCGGGCCUACUGCCACUAUGAUGGGGGAGACUGCUGCUCUUCCACACUCUCCUCCAAGAAGGUCAUUCCAUUUGCUGCUGACUGUGACCUGGAUGAAUGCACCUGCCGAGACCCCAAGGCAGAAGAAAAUCAGUAA
Molecule: messenger RNA, 5373 nt
Organism: Cynocephalus volans (Philippine flying lemur)
Lineage: Eukaryota; Metazoa; Chordata; Mammalia; Dermoptera; Cynocephalidae
Gene: PAPPA2
Product: pappalysin 2
Exons: 22
Coding region: 1-5373 (1790 amino acids)
Biological process (GO): cell surface receptor signaling pathway; proteolysis
Molecular function (GO): metalloendopeptidase activity
Source: RefSeq, a predicted model, not a curated record